AUGUACCUUGAUCCUACCCAAAGCCUUUUAUGGGCAAAAUUUCUUCAGUGGGAAACACUUGAAACCUUAUCUUUGGUGAAUGGCGAGUGGGGUGAAUUGGUUCCCAGUCUCGCAAAUCGGCUCACAAGACUUAAAUCAUUUGAAGUUUCCCUUUCCGAAUCUUACCCCAAGCUGAGAUAUUGGUGGGAAUUUGACGGAAAGCUGGAUCUCCCGCCCCUUUACUGGAAGCGAGCAACCCAAGUGCGUCGACUUAUCGAGUCUAUGCCUCUUCUUGAGAGCUUUUCUGGCUAUUUUGUUCCGCCAUCGAUUCUUGACACUCUUUCAAAAGUCCACCGCGAGUCAUUGAAGCACUUACGGUUCCGGAGUGUGCGUCGCGGACACCAAACUCCGAAUGAGGGUCCAUUACCUUCAAGCAUUGAAAAUCCAGAAAAUUUACCAGAUCGGUUCCCUAAUCUUCAGACUCUGGGCCUUGACCUUGACUGGACUGACCAAGAAUGGCCCUUUGAGACUAUGACCUAUAUCCGCGGACUCAAACAUCUCAAACACCUGGAAAUCAAUAUCUCAAGUGUAAUAUCCUCUCGAAAGCCAGAUCUUGGUGUCCUCGGAGUCAAUAAAAUGGAUGAUAAUGCCUGCAAGCGACUUGUGCGCUUUUUCGAAUCCACUCCCGACAACAUUUCACUUGGUUCGUUGCAUAUCAAAAUUGGAGAGUGGGAAAACGCCAAGUGGAGCAGCAGAGCUAGAUAUCCAAGGAAUGGCCCGCUGAUUAUUGGAGAACGCGACCACUCGGGCAGCAUGCAUUUUUAUCGCGUUAAUCCACCCAUCCGCCAUAAGGCUCCGCUUGAGAAUCGUUUGAAACCCUAUGCCCGGGAUAUAUACCGAAGUCUCUUGGAGAUUCACGGGUUUGAUGACCCGGGCUUUAUGGAAAGUGACAAAGUUGCUCGCGGAAUAUCCGAUUCGGGAUGGGCAACUUCCUCAUAA
Molecule: messenger RNA, 978 nt
Organism: Penicillium malachiteum
Lineage: Eukaryota; Fungi; Ascomycota; Eurotiomycetes; Eurotiales; Aspergillaceae
Exons: 2
Coding region: 1-978 (325 amino acids)
Source: RefSeq, a predicted model, not a curated record